AUUAAUGAGCAGCCAUGGAAUCGGAGAUGACCACUCGUGGGAUUUUCUAUCUGUCGCUCACUGUAUUGGGUGUCCCUGGCAACAGUGUCGUGAUCUGGGCAUUUGUACAGCUCUCUUUCUGUGCAGGUCACCUCCUUCCAGCUGACGCCAUCGUGCUGCAUCUGGCCUUUGCCAACUUGAUGGUGGUGGGCGUGCGAUGUCUUCUGGAAACCCUCGCCACUUUCGAGGUAUACAAUGUCUUCACGGAUGCUGGAUGCAAGGCCGUCAUAUUUGUGUAUCGCACGUCUCGUUCACUCUCCAUUUGGCUAACGUUUGUGCUCAGCGUGUAUCAGUGCCUUAGCACGGCUGCUCCCGGCUCACGCUGGGCCGCCGCACGUGUUGUCAUGGGCAAGAACCUGGCCGUGAUCUUCCUGCUGCUCUGGCUUCUCAACACAUCCAUGAGCUCCGCGGCCAUCCUCUUUUCCCUAAGUUCGAGUGGUAGCAAUUCAACUGUCAUGAAAAACAAUAUAAAUGUGCGGUUCUGCUUCGUGCGCUUUCCCUCAAAGCUUUCAGUGGACGCUAACGGAGCAGCCCAAGUGGGUAGGGAUCUUGUGCCAAUAAUUCUUAUGGCCACAGCAAGCAUCAUCAUUUUGGUUUUCUUGUAUCGUCACAGCCACCAAAUCAAAAACAUCCGCAGGAAUGCCAACAACAGCGGAGGAGGCCCUACAGCCGAACGGAGGGCCGCCAUCACUGUGGUGGUCCUGGUGAUGCUCUAUGUGACAUUUUACGGAGUGGAUAACGGCUUGUGGGUGUACACACUAACUAAGACCAUGAGCUCCUCCAUAGUGUCAGACCUGCGUAUCUUCUUCUCCUCCCUGUAUGCAGCCGUCAGCCCCUUUGUCAUCAUCGUGUCUAACAAGAAAGUCAACAGGCUUUUGAGGUGUCGGCCCGGAGACAGGUUUCUGCAAGGUCCUGCAGAAAGCAGAUGA
Engraulis encrasicolus (European anchovy) is the source of this 968-nucleotide messenger RNA. Its product is annotated as olfactory receptor class A-like protein 1. Gene Ontology annotation, biological process: G protein-coupled receptor signaling pathway. The coding region runs from base 15 to 968 and encodes 317 amino acids. Gene Ontology annotation, molecular function: pheromone receptor activity. The transcript has a single exon. The record is from RefSeq and is a predicted model, not a curated record. Gene Ontology annotation, cellular component: membrane. NCBI's taxonomy places the organism in Eukaryota, Metazoa, Chordata, Actinopteri, Clupeiformes, Engraulidae.